Messenger RNA from Clonostachys rhizophaga, 669 nucleotides. NCBI's taxonomy places the organism in Eukaryota, Fungi, Ascomycota, Sordariomycetes, Hypocreales, Bionectriaceae. The record is from the annotation of a GenBank genome assembly.
AUGCCUUCGGUUAAACGUGUUUUCGCUGCUCUUGCCACUACGGCCUUCACUUCCGUGAAUGCAGCAAUGGGUCCUGCUUGGAGCACAGGGCCUGUUGGCUCUGGCUCCUGGAUCCGGGAGGCUUAUUCCACUCUGAUUCUCCCUGCAUCGCCCACUGGCUCUACCGGUGAUCUCUCUCUGUGGGUUGGCAUGGGGACCUCGUACGGUGACCUCAUCCAGUCCAUCGCCGACAAUUGGUCGUCGUCAAGCAGCUGGGAGGUCUUCACUUACACUCUAAAGAAAACCGGAGACAACUCACAAACUCCUAUUCAGGGCCCUUCAUUCCCAGCUAAAGCUGGAGACAAAAUCGGCUUCCACUACAAAUACGAUGAUUCGACUGCAACCUAUAAGCAGAUUCUUUCAGUGAACGGUGUUACCGUAUAUACCAUGUCAACCGAGGACGGCCACGCAGAGGGGUUCGGUAGCGCCGUCGAGUGCGCCGAGACCAACUGCGGUACCGUUCCUGCCCAUAGCUGGAGUGGCACCACCAUUAUCCUCAACACUGCAGACCCUAAUUAUGCCAAGACCCUUGGCAGAAGCUCUGGUGUCACUGGCGGCGACCUUUCAACUUCGGAUGGUGGCAAAACCUGGACGGCUACCAAGAUCACAAUCCCCAAACAUACCUUCUAG